Molecule: messenger RNA, 1773 nt
Organism: Bufo bufo (common toad)
Lineage: Eukaryota; Metazoa; Chordata; Amphibia; Anura; Bufonidae
Product: E3 ubiquitin/ISG15 ligase TRIM25-like
Exons: 1
Coding region: 2-1570 (522 amino acids)
Molecular function (GO): protein binding; zinc ion binding
Source: RefSeq, a predicted model, not a curated record
CAUGGCGAGUGCAGAUCUCGGAGAUGAGCUAAUUUGCUCCAUCUGUCUGAACGUAUACGAAGAACCUGUAACGCUGAGAUGUGGACACAACUUCUGCCGAGUGUGUAUAGAGAAUGUGCUGGAUACCUUUGAGGGGUCUGGAGCUUAUACCUGUCCUGACUGCCGAGCAGAGUUUCCGGAGCGUCCUCCACUGCACCGAAAUGUAGCCCUAUCUAACAUAGCCAAGCAGUUCCGGUCUACACGCUCAGAGCUAGAGAGAGAUGGAUUAUCCUGCACUUAUUGCAUUCAUGCUACAACACCUGCCGUGAAAUCCUGUCUGCAUUGUGAAGCUUCCUUGUGUGAUAGUCACUUGAGAGUCCACAACAAGUCAGAGGUACACGUCCUUACAGAUCCCCCUGUGUUCCUGGAGAGCAAAAGAUGUACCACCCAUAAUAAGAUCCUUCAAUACUAUUGCUCAAUGGAUGCUACUUGUAUCUGUCUCCACUGCCGCUUGGCUGGGGAUCAUAUUGGACAUCAGGUGGAGCCACUAAAUGAGGCCGCCGAGAAGAAGAAGGAGAAACUAGGAAAUGCUCUGAAAGAAAUUAUCCAAAGCAGAGAAAUCACUGAUGAAAAACUUUCUCGCUUAAAGGAACAGCAACAUGGGUUGCACAAGAAAACAGCCGGAGAAUCAGAAAGAGUCACUGACUUGUUCCGAAGCAUCAGAAGAAUGCUGGAUGAUCUGGAAAAGAAAGUCUUGAGUCAUAUCUCCAGCCAGGAUGAUCAUGUGUCACUCCUUUCUGAUCUAAUCCAUGAAAUGGAAAUAAAGAAGGAUGAAAUGUGCAGCAAAAUAGGCCACCUCGAGGAGCUGUGUCGCAUGACUGAUCCAUGGUCAAUCCUUCAAGAAUCACAAUCAGGCCAAGAGGACUUUUUUGUUGUCAGAGAGGAACCCAUAUUAGUGGAGAGUAAGGAGCUCCAUGCUGCAGAUGAUCUGGAUGUAGUUCAGAUCUCAGAGAUGUUGUGCAAAGGGUUCAUGGAUGUCAUGACUUGUGCUAGGAAGCGGAUCUUUGGCCAUGAAGAAACGGACUUAUUACUGGACGUAAGAACGUCUGGAAUUAACGUGGAGAUCUCUGACGACUUGAAACUAGCUUCUUGGUCCCAAAUAAAACAACCGGGAGUGCGGAAGAAUCUGCAACGUUGUCAGGUCUUGAGCACCCAGACAUUUAACUCAGGACGACAUUGCUGGGAAGUGGAAACCAGUAAAUCGGGAACAUGGAGUUUAGGUGUUUGCUACCCCAGCAUGCCCAAAUGUGGGGAUAUAGCUGAUAUUGGCUACAACAACAAGUCCUGGUGUUUGUCAAAGAUUCAUAAUAAUAACCAGUAUUCAGUGCUGCACAACGCCCAUGAAGUUCUGAUCAAUCAAAAAUCUCCCUGUCACAGAUUCAGACUGUAUCUGGAUUACGAGGCCGGCCAGCUGUCCUUCUUUGAGCUAAGGGACCCCAUCAAACUCCUGCACGUCGUCAAGGCCAAUUUCAGGGAGCCCCUUCAUGCUGCUUUCUAUGUCUGCAAUGCUUGGGUUCGAAUCCAGAGCUAAGGUUUAUUAGUGUUGAUUGCGGUUUCUUUUCUUAGGCUUCUGUUCACCUGCUGGAGGGCAAAGAGUGUCCUCCGUUGAGCUGGUCUUUUUUUGUGUAGAAUGACACAGCACACUGCACUGUUCUAUUCUAUGGGGCUAUUCACAUUGCGUUUCUUUUAAUAGAUGUCCUAUUUGGCCGUUUUGACGACCAGAUGGACCCCAUU